Anopheles merus is the source of this 1690-nucleotide messenger RNA. RefSeq lists its product as uncharacterized. Lineage: Eukaryota; Metazoa; Arthropoda; Insecta; Diptera; Culicidae. The record is from RefSeq and is a predicted model, not a curated record. Bases 415 to 1653 code for a protein of 412 amino acids. The transcript has 4 exons. Gene Ontology annotation, cellular component: type III intermediate filament.
UUCCAACCACACCCAGCAAACCGGUGGACGGAGGUAAAAAAUUGGAUCGAUUUGUCCACGACACAACGCCCCAAAAGUCCAACACCCUCGGCACGACACACUGAGCUCUAUAGAAAAACAACAACAAGGACAAGUCAUCAUCCAUCCUGUUGGAACGGUGCGAAAUUAAAGUUACAAAGCCCACCGGUGCAUAUGAAUCGUGUGCCGAACAUUGAAUUUAUCCACCACUAGAGAGUGAGAGGGACACAAGAAACAAGAGUAAACUCCAGUGCGAGGAAGUUAGUGUUAAAAUUAAAAUUUAAAUGUACUGCCUACGUGAAGAGUCUCAGCAUACGUAUCAGCAGCAAAAGCAGCAGCUACACCAGGACGUUUAUGAUCUGUAAUAAGCAGUGGAUUUAGCAUCAAACCUUAGCGAUGGAGAAAAUUGAACAACCCACGAGCGUCUCGGCUGGUACGGUGGAGACAAUGCUCAAAAAUGCUUCCACUUCGGAACAGGUGGCGAAAAAUGAAGGUAAAGCAGACACAGCGGAGUACUGUGACAACGUGAAAGAAACGAACGUGCGACAAAAGCGUAAGAAAGCGUCAGAAAAGAUCGAUGCGAGCGGUGUUACCGAUGUCAAGCCACCGUUGGAUCAUCGAUCGGUGGGCAAGGAAUCGAUCGUAUCCUCCCACCCCGCCCCAUCUUCGGAAGCGAUGGGAAAUCUUUCCAAAGCAAACGGAAAACGGCUUAAGCUGGAUCUGAAAACCCAUCCGGAACAACAGCACAAGCCGGAACCAACGUCACCGCUAGGGCUGUUGCACGAGGAAAAAGUGAUCGUCCGAAGCAAACCACCGAUUCCACCGAAACCGGAUGUAAGGACGAUCCCGGCACCGUCCCAGGGGCAACAGCGAGUGUCCAUUUCGCCGACCGGCACGCCUCAAGCAAAGGGCUGCAAGAAGCAGCAGGUGACAGAAGCGCACAAUGCCCAUACCGUCCAGAAGCUGCUGGCACAGAACGAACAGAUGAGGCUGGAACUGAGCGAACUCCGAACGAGCUUAGCUGCGGAGCGGAAUGCCGUCAGAGUGUUAAGGGCCCAAAACGAGUCCGAACUGCGAAAGACAAAAUCCGAAUGCAAGAAACUGCAGGAAGCUCUGCAGCACCAGAAACGCCAUUCCCAGGCCCAGUGCCAGAGUGUGUCCGUGGGUGGUGGUACACCGGCCAAGCGGGCACACCGGGGCGGGUCGGGGGAACAUGAACUCACGAGCGGCUGGGGUUCGGAGUCGCGCGGUCAGCAGCAGCAGCAACAUCAGCAGCAAUGUUGUCUGGAAGUUCUGAAGCUGAAUCAGGAGAUUUCUGCCCUGCGGGAAACGAACAGGUUCUUAGAGGAAAAAUAUCAAAUUUCCUCCGAGGCUGAACGGCAGAAAGCUUCCGAUAUACGCGUACAGCGAGAUCUGCACGAACUACGAUUGACUCAACUUUCCAAGUCAGCUAGAAACGAAAUCCAGCGCAUGCUGGAAGAGCUGAAAUCGAAGGAUCGCAGCAUAGCACAGCUCAAGAAGGAGCUCCAGGCUGCGCUCGCUGCCCAGGCAGGAGCCGGUGGUGGUUGUCGCAAGGAGAGAAAGGCUGCUAAAAAUUCCGCUCAGCAAUCGCACGAGGUGAGUGACUUGUGGUGACCGUUUGUCACCGAUGUCCAAAUGUUUCUUUCAAUCG